Ectocarpus siliculosus is the source of this 2673-nucleotide messenger RNA. Lineage: Eukaryota; Phaeophyceae; Ectocarpales; Ectocarpaceae. The record is from the annotation of a GenBank genome assembly.
AUGGCUGAAGCUGUCGCAGCGGAGCUAGCAGCAGCGGAGACCGGAGGCACCGGGGGUGGCCAGAACGCAGUUACCGAUGAACACCUCUACCAGGACCCAGCUUCAUUGAAGUGGAAGAUCUUUGAGGCCGUAGCAAAGGCGAAUGGGCAACGCGCGUUCGAGACUUACUGGUCGGCCCUACGUGACUUCAUGCACGGAUGGCUCCCCCGCGGCGGGCUGGACGAAGCCCUGGACGCGUCUCUGGGCGCGGACAACCUGCACCUCCACAACGAGCUCAUCCUGUGCCUGCUCAACAACGCCCGGUGCCGCUACCUCCCGGCGGACCUCGUGUCCCAGGUUCCCGCGAGCUUCCGCGGGAAGGUGGUGCAUACGACGGCGGCGGCGCCCCCGGCCGCCGCGGCCGCCGCGGCAGCGGCAGCGGAGAAGCCGCCGCCGGCGGCGAUACCCCGUCGCCCCGUCCCCGUUCUGAACGGCAGCAACUCGGGAAGCUCGCCGUGCGGAAAGAGCGGGCUGUCCAACGGCAGCGGCGGCGGCGGCGGCAACGAUGCCAUCGCCGCCGCCGCCGCCGCGUCGUUACCUUUCCAAGGGAAACGGGCGGAGGGGCUCCUGUUGAACGCGGAGGGAUACGCCGUCGACGGCAGCGGCUUGUCUGCGGCACCCGUGAAAACCGAGUUCGGCAGCGGGGCGAAGCCGGCGACGCAGGCGCCCGGCGUGGCAAAGCUGGAGACAACGGCAGCGAGGAGCGGGUUGACUUCUGCCGUUGCGCCUUCGGCAGGGGAUGAUGCGGUGUCAUCCCCGGGGGGAGAACGCCGGAGAGACGACGACCGAAUACCUCGGGGGGAGAGGGGAGGGGUGGACUGCCUCGUUGAGGCGGAGCUGCUGUCGAGGGACGCGCAGCUGCUAGAAGACGAGAUAGAAGCGUCCUUCGGUACAGGCUCGGACUUGUGGCACCCCUGGUCGUCGCGAGAAGAAUGGGGUUCGGGGAGACUCGAACGGAGCAGCUCGCAGGGCGUCAAGAGGCCGGCGCCGCUGUCGCAGGAGACUAACUCGACGGGCUGCUACGCCAACGAGAGAGAUACGAAGUCUCUGAAGACCGAGGGUGGGGUAGCGGCGGCCGGUGGCGGUGGCUCUGCUGCCAACGGGGCGUUGUAUUGCCCCGAGCCACGAUCAACGACAAGGGAGAUGAAAGGGGCGGCGCCGGCGUUGGAGCAGGCGGCGGCGAGAGCCGCGGCGGAACAGCUUUCGCCCAGCCACCGGUCGCAGCGGGUCCCGGGGGCGCGAGCGUUGGCCCCGUUCCUGCAGGCGGUAACGGCGUCGCAGAAGAUGAAGGUCUCGCACGAAGUGUGUCGGGUAAUGACGGCAGGCGUAAAGGAAUACCUGCGGCGAAUCAUAGAGGCUUGUCUCGUCAACGCGCGGGAUGGGCGGCGGCGGGGGAAGGUGGAGGUGAAGGCGGGCGUGAGAGGCAUUGCUCCGGCGGCAAACCCUUCCAAGGCUAGCAACGGGGCGGUAGCACCACCACCAGGCGGUGUAAAGAAGCAAGUGGGGGCGGCUUCGCCAGGGGCCACCACGCCGACAGCAGCCGCAACCUUGAUGAGCCCGCCGGCACCAGCACCAGCGGCGCGGGGAGUCGGAGGGGGGGGCAGCGGAGGAGGCGUCUUGACGCCGGGACACCUGCAGUCGGCGCUGGAGACGACGCCGAGGUUAGUCGGACCGCCGUCCUCGACGAGAGCGCAGUGGCGGAGGGUGGCGACGUACGCCGCAGCAGGGGGGGGGGUGCCCCAGCUCCCCGGGACGGGGGUUAGAGGAAUCGGGUGGAGUUUUGUUCCUCCAAGCUUUUAUUAGCCCAGGUUGGGGGGGGGGGGGGGGUGCUGGAGGUCUAUGUGCCGUACGCCAUAGACGGAGUAUGAUUGUAUCGCACCCAUUGUUGGACCGGUUUUCAAUGCCAGACUGCUUUACAGCAGCUUUACAGCAGGAACGGGUGACGGCGCCGAAAAUGAUGGCGUUGGCACCGCCGUCUCGUUGAGAACUUGGCGAAAACCGUGCCGCUUGAUGCAGACACCCAUAGGGUCGCGGGGUAGUCGAGCACGGAAAAUGGCCCAAUGGGGUGUGGUACCCUACGUCAUGUCACCGACGGUGCUGUAUGCAUAUCUACCUAUCCUGGACUUGUGCGGGGGGAGGCAACGGGAUUGUUUUCCGCCGAGCGUGACAAGUCACGCCCAACAGCUGCGUGCGGGGCACGUGAAGAAGACACACAACAGCGCUCGCGCAAAGGCUCUACCGCCGUACUGCCAUCGCCAUUUGAGCGCCGCAACAACCGAGAUAGAGCAGUAGUACUGUUGUGUGCGGCUUUCUCCUUGUCUGCACCCCGGCUUUUCCCGUUCUGGACCAGUGAUGAACGAAAAAAUGAGCCGUGCAUGACACUGAACCCCCCCCCCUUUCGAGUGUCGGGAGUGCAUAGAUGGCACAGCUCAGACGUGCGUUGAGAGCCUUCAGCUCUCCCGCGAGUGUGGAAUAUGAAAUCCCGAGCGUGUGCGGCAUGGUCCCCGACUUUCGCGGCCGGAAGCGGCGCGAUUUAAUAGCGCCAGAUCCGGCGAAGCACAAUAUAGAUUAGUGUUCAGAGCACACGCGUUGUUGUCGUAAGGUGUAGCACUACAUGCAUCGUGUGCAUUUUCA